Menidia menidia (Atlantic silverside) is the source of this 1214-nucleotide messenger RNA. The record is from the annotation of a GenBank genome assembly. Lineage: Eukaryota; Metazoa; Chordata; Actinopteri; Atheriniformes; Atherinopsidae.
UUGAUUGAUUGUUCCUGCGCGCCCUGGGGGAGGGGAGGGGAAGGGGGAAGAGCACACAGAGAGACUCGCGCGUGGGUCCGCGCUCAUCAGACCAGGAUCGAAGGUAAGAGGAGAAGGACUGUAGACGAGGAUAGAGCCGAUAGAGCUGUGCGUAAAGGCGCGGGGGAGGCCAUGGAUCACGUCGGGAUCUUGGGGGCGCAUUUGCAGCAGCACGCGCACGCGGAGCCCAUCAGCUUCGGCAUCGACCAGAUCCUCAGCAGCGUGGAGCAGAGCUGCAUGUUGGGCGCGAGGAUGCACGAGCAAGACUACGGGCACCUGGCGUACAGCGCCGGCGGCGCGAACGGCGGCGGCUUCGCGUGCGCCAACGGCGGAUACGGCGGCGGCGGCGCGUGCGGGGUGACGUCCCUCGGUGGGACUUAUCACAUGAACAUGAGCGUGAACGUGAACGGGACGAACGGGAACUCCGCCGGAGUCAUCCGCGUCCCGGCUCAUCGGCCCCUUCAUAGCGGGAGCGCGACGGUUAACAACCUGAGCACACUGACGUUCCCGUGGAUGGAGAGCAACCGACGCUACACCAAAGAGCGGUUCACGGUGUCCCUCUCACCCCUCACUGUGACACGCCGUGUAGGUCACCCGUACCAAAACCGAACACCACCGAAGAAGAAAAAGCCCCGGACGUCUUUCACUCGGCUGCAGAUAUGCGAGCUGGAGAAGCGGUUCCACCGGCAGAAGUACCUGGCCUCCGCGGAGCGAGCCACGCUGGCGAAGACCCUGAAGAUGACCGACGCUCAGGUCAAAACCUGGUUCCAAAACAGACGAACGAAAUGGAGACGACAGACAGCUGAGGAGCGCGAGGCGGAGCGGCAGCAGGCCAACCGGAUCCUCAUGCAGCUGCAGCAAGAGGCCUUCCAGAAAACCAUCAACCAACCAGUAACGCCUGAUCCACUGUGCCUGCAGAACAGCUCUUUAUAUGCCUUGCAGAACCUUCAACCCUGGACUGACAACACUGCGAAGAUCAGCAGUGUUUCGACUUGCGAGUAAAAGCUUGCACGAGGCUUCCAUCUUGCCACUCGACCAAUAGAAAUUGACUGCCCUUUGGCAGAGAGACUGACUGUUGACUACUGGUCGCCUGCAAUGGAGCAGAACAUUGAGAGGCCCCAAGUGCUGCACCAUGUUCCACUAUUGAUGAUUAUCAGGUCAAGUCCAUGCACUUA